GGCGGCGGUGAGGAGUCGCACGGGAGAGAGAGCCGGGAGGAGGGCAGCAGUACAGGCAGAGGGGAGAGCGGCGCAGUCAGAGAGGAGACUGCAGCACUGCGGGGUGUAAUGACAGGCGCGCUGGCUGCACACAGCACACGACUGCUGCCAUAAGAGCGCCAUUUUAAUUCAUUGGGGGCAUCUGCUUGCGCGUCCUCUAGUGCCCCAGUGCAGGCAGCGGGGUAUGUGCGUCCGGCUAGAGCUGCAGGUCUUUCCCUGCGGUCUUCAGGGGGCGGGGAGGGGGAAUCUUUUCUGUUGCCAAGAAGAGCGGAGUGUGCAAAUGUAAAUAAGCCUCUUCCUCCUCCUCCGCUGCUGGAAGAUGAUGAUGAGGAGGAGUCCCAGGGUCCCCACCAAGACUUUGUAGCCACCGAGGAAGAGCCCUGCCUUCUAGCCACCCAUGCACCCCGGGGAGAUCCCUGGUGGCCAACUUGUAGCCCGGCACGGAUAACGCACCGGGGCGUGGAGAGCACUACCGCAUCCUUCCUCGCCGUUCACAUGCAUUGAUCCGCGGAUACCAUGUUGGCAUGCUGAUGCUGGAUCUGCAUGUCCCCCGCCGCUCUGCCCGAUCUCUGAUCGCAGGCUAGUUCUCCCCACAGGGACAUGCAGGAGGGUGGCCGCGGCACAGGAGCCCCGCACGCAUUGCCAUUGAUUGGCAGCAGAGACUGAAGGCUUUGGAUUUGGCUAAGGAGGCAUCAAAGCAUGGGCUGUGCUCCAAGCAUCCACAUCUCUGACAGCAGGGUGGUGUAUCACAGUGGCAAAGAGUCAGACGACUCCAACUCUCCCCAUCAGACCAACACUGUACUGUCUGGGCAAAGCAACUCUGUCCCUGGAUUAUUCAUUAAAUCCUCCAACACAUCCACUUAUAAGGUGAGGGCUAAUUCCUUUAAGACAGACGGGAGGGAGAACAGCCUGAGCAUGGAGGCAGAGAUCCCCCGCAGCAGAUCCAGUGUGAAGGCAGCUGUAACAGAGGUGCAGUUUGGUCCGAUGAGACUCCACCAAGAUCAACUUCAGGUACUUUUAGUAUUUGCCAAAGAAGAUAGCCAGAGUAAUGGAUUCUGUUGUGCAUGUGAGAAAGCGGGCUUUAAGUCUAACAUUGCCAAGACGCCGGAAUCUGCUUUGGAAAGCUUUUUAGAUAAACGUCAUGAAAUUAUCAUUAUCGAUCAUCGACAGUCGCGGUGUUUUGAUGCAGAAGCUCUAUGCAGGUCCAUCAGAGCUACCAAACCUUCAGAAAACUCUGUCAUCAUUGCUGUCGUUAGAAAACAAAGUGAUCGAGAUGAAACGUCGAUAAUGCCUCUAAUAUCUGCAGGAUUUACCAGGAGAUAUGUGGAGAACCCCAAUGUCAUGGCCUGUUACAAUGAGCUUAUUCAGUUAGAAUAUGGAGAAGUGCGUGCACAAUUUAAAUUAAGGGCUUGUAAUUCACUAUUUACUACGUUAGAGAAGAGUCAAGAAGCCAUUGAAAUCACAAAUGAAGAUCACAAAAUACAGUAUGUGAAUCCUGCGUUUGAAAGUAUGAUGGGUUAUCAAAAGGAUGAACUAUACGGAAAAGAAUUAAUUGAAGUGCCUAAUAAUGAAAAGAAAUCAGAUUUCUUAGAUUCCAUUAAUUCUUGCAUUAAAACUGGAAAGGAAUGGGAAGGUGUUUACUAUGCCAAAAACAAAAACGGUGAUAAUAUCCAGCAAAAUGUGAAGAUAAUUCCUGUUUUUGGACAUCGAGGUAAGAUCAGACACUAUGUGUCUAUUAGCCGGCCAUGUAAUGACAACAAUAAGGUAGAAAAACAGUGUGAACGAGUUCAGGCCGAGUCUCAAACAGAUAUCCAGAGCUGCAGACACAAGGACAGGCGGAAAGGUUCCUUAGAUGUCAGGUCAACCACCUCCCGAGGAAGUGAUGGUAGUUCACAAAGGCGGCAUUCUUCAAUGGCCAGAAUACAUUCAAUGACUAUUGAAGCCCCUAUUACAAAGGUAAUAAACAUCAUCAAUGCUGCACAAGAAAACAGCCCUAUGCCAGUAGCAGAAGCUCUGGACCGAGUUCUGGAGAUCUUAAGAACUACAGAAUUGUAUUCUCCGCAGCUCGGAACCAAAGAUGAGGAUCCUCACACCAGUGAUUUGGUUGGAGGUUUGAUGACUGAUGGUUUAAGAAGACUUUCAGGGAACGAGUAUAUCCUCUCAGCAAAACAAGUCCAUCCGUCUUCUGGGCACUUGAUCUCAUCUCUCUCCCUUACUGACAUCCCACCUCGGAUAGCUCAAGCAAUGGAGAAUGAAGAAGACUGGGAAUUUGAUAUCUUUGAAUUAGAGGCUGCCACUCAUAAAAGGCCUUUAGUUUACCUUGGCCUUAAACUGUUUGCUCGGUUUGGGGUUUGUUCAUUCCUAAACUGUUCAGAAGUUACUUUGAGGUCCUGGCUGCAUGUCAUUGAGUCAAACUACCACGCCGGCAAUGCAUACCAUAAUUCAACACAUUCUGCCGACGUCUUACAUGCCACUGCUUACUUCCUGUGCAAAGAGAGGGUGAAGCAAAGCCUGGACCAGAUCGAUGAGGUUGCUGCUCUUAUUGCGGCCACGGUUCACGAUGUCGAUCACCCUGGAAGAACAAAUUCAUUCCUGUGCAAUGCUGGGAGUGAACUGGCCAUCCUAUACAAUGAUACGGCAGUGCUGGAAAGCCAUCAUGCUGCACUGGCAUUUCAGCUGACGACAAGAGAUGACAAGUGCAAUAUAUUCAAAAACAUGGAAAGAAAUGAAUACCGCACUUUGCGGCAAGCGAUUAUCGACAUGGUUUUGGCAACAGAAAUGACAAAGCACUUUGAGCAUGUCAACAAGUUUGUCAACAGCAUCAAUAAGCCAUUAGCUGCACUAGAGGAGAAUGGGGGAAACAUCAGUGAUGAUGAGUCUGUCAAAAACAUUCUGACAUCUCCAGAAAAUCGAAUACUAAUAAAGAGGAUGCUUAUCAAGUGUGCAGACAUCUCCAAUCCAUGCCGAGCACUAGAGCAAUGCAUUGAGUGGGCUGGCAGGAUAUCGGAAGAGUAUUUUGCACAGACAGAUGAAGAGAAGCGGCAGGGGUUGCCUGUGGUAAUGCCCGUGUUUGACAGGAAUACGUGCAGUAUUCCUAAAUCUCAGAUCUCAUUUGUGGAUUAUUUUAUCACCGACAUGUUUGAUGCAUGGGAUGCAUUUGCUGACUUGCCGAAUUUAAUGCAACAUAUGGAUAACAACUUCAAAUAUUGGAAAUCACUAGAUGAAAGACAGCUGAAAACUCUGCGACCGCCCCCUGAAUAGCAGAUUCUAGCACCCACUACCACCUCUCAGCCAAUGAAGCCCUCCCUCACAAGGGGUCCAAUUAGUUUUGGUUUACUCAUCGUUGCCAGAACCUGCUUCUUCAUCCUACAGGAUGUUCAUGUAACAAGGAUUGUCAGGUCAAUAGAUACCUCCAGUACCUGCAGUAAACUUCGAUAUAAAAAUAUCUUUAAAAAAAAAAAAAGGCCUUUUGCAUUAACUUAUCUCACAA
Messenger RNA from Bufo bufo (common toad), 3529 nucleotides. Its product is annotated as high affinity cAMP-specific and IBMX-insensitive 3',5'-cyclic phosphodiesterase 8A-like. Gene Ontology annotation, molecular function: 3',5'-cyclic-AMP phosphodiesterase activity. The coding region runs from base 739 to 3300 and encodes 853 amino acids. The record is from RefSeq and is a predicted model, not a curated record. The transcript has 22 exons. Lineage: Eukaryota; Metazoa; Chordata; Amphibia; Anura; Bufonidae. Gene Ontology annotation, biological process: positive regulation of ERK1 and ERK2 cascade; signal transduction; cellular response to epidermal growth factor stimulus.